Lactuca virosa is the source of this 222-nucleotide messenger RNA. The record is from the annotation of a GenBank genome assembly. Lineage: Eukaryota; Viridiplantae; Streptophyta; Magnoliopsida; Asterales; Asteraceae.
AUGGAACUUCCUCUUUCUCGUUGUGCACUUUCGAAGAAAAAGAAAUCCAGUGGCGCCAGGAGGGAGAAAUGCAUUAGGGCUCCCGGUGCUCGGAAUAGUAGCAGCAGCUGUCGUUACCUUCUAUGUCGUCAGCUUCUCCGAGCUUCGAGAGAAAUCGUUGAACAAUUCGUGAACAAAAUACCAUCGAUAGAUGGGGAAAAUUCAGAGCGCGAAAGAGGAUAG